UACUUUGGAGCAUCCUAACAUGGUGUGGGAAGUGAAGACAAAUCAAAUGCCUAAUGCAGUUCAGAAACUCCUUCUGGUAGUGGACAAGAGAGCUUCAGGGAUGAACGAGUCACUGGAGUUGCUGAAGUGUAAUGAAAACCUGCCCUCUUCUCCUGGAUACGCGUCCUGUGAUGAACACAUGGAACUUGAUGAUCUUCCUGAACUACAGGCUGUGCAGACAGAUUCUACCCCACCUGCAGUUUUUCAGCUUGGUGCUGAUGUUUCACAUCAGGAAUGUUCAAGGCCUUCAUGGAACCAACAUACCUCAAACAGCAAUUCAGAAAGUGCUUAUUCUUGUGAGAGUGAGGUGAACUGGUUGACAGAAUUAGCGAAUAUAGCCACAAGUCCCCAGAGUCCUUUGAUGCAGUGCUCUUUUUAUAACAGAUCAUCUCCUGUUCACAUAAUAGCUACAAGCAAAAGUUUACAUUCCUAUGCACGUCCACCACCAGGAUCCUCAAAGAGUGAUCCUAACUUCUCCAAGAAUGAUUUGGAUGAAACACCAGUCAGACAUGAAAGGGCGAAUAGUGAAUCAGAAUCUGGCAUUUUCUGCAUGUCAUCACUUUCAGAUGAUGAUGAUUUAGGAUGGUGCCAUUCCUGGCCCUCGACUGUUUGGCAUUGUUUUCUAAAAGGCUCUCGUUUGUGCUUUCAUAAAGGACGCAACAAAGAAUGGCAGGAUGUUGAAGAUUUUGCAAGAUCUGAAAGCAGUGGAAAGGAGGAAAAUCUCACAGUGAGUCCUUACAAGGGCUAUGGUUCUGAUGGUUUGAAGUUGAUUUCUCAUGAAGAAAGCAUUUCCUUUGGUGAGUCAGUGCUGAAGCUGACUUUUGAUCCUGGCACAGUGGAAGAUGGUUUGCUUACAGUGGAAUGCAGGCUCGAUCAUCCUUUUUAUGUUAAAAAUAAAGGUUGGUCAUCUUUUUAUCCAAGCUUGACUGUGGUACAGCAUGGCAUUCCAUGCUGUGAAAUGCAUCUUGGAGAUCUGUGUCUACCUCCUGGACACCCUGAUGCCAUUAACUUUGAUGAUUCAGGUGUUUUUGAUACAUUUAAAAGUUACGAUUUUACGCCAAUGGAUUCCUCUGCCGUGUAUGUGCUCAGCAGCAUGGCUCGCCAGCGUCGCGCUUCUCUGUCUUGCGGAGGCUCAAACAAUCAAGAUGCUGAGAGAUCUGAGUGCAACAGUAAAAACUGUGCGUCUGCUGCACCAUCGCAGCUUUCCUCCGGUUCUUUGUACAGCAAAGCUGGCAAAAGCCACAGCUCAGGGACUGCAAGUACUGUGAGUGCCACUUCUCCAAACAAGUGCAAAAGACCAAUGAAUGCCUUCAUGCUUUUUGCCAAAAAAUACAGAGUUGAGUAUACUCAGAUGUAUCCAGGGAAGGACAACAGAGCCAUAAGUGUGAUACUCGGUGACAGGUGGAAGAAAAUGAAAAAUGAAGAAAGACGGAUGUACACACUAGAAGCCAAGGCCUUGGCGGAAGAACAGAAACGUUUAAAUCCUGACUGUUGGAAACGAAAGCGAACAAAUUCUGGCUCACAACAGCAUUAAGCCAGAAUUUUCCUGUUAACUCUGUAUUUACCAAAUGGCUGUUGCUUUGAUGGCAAGAAGAUGCAAGAUCAAGGUCUUACUUUUUGUUGUGACUUUGUGUGACCAUAAAAUACUGGCACCGCCAAGUUGGAAAUGAUCUAAUAUGAGUACAGAUUUGCUUUUUACAAUAGAACAUAAGUAAGCUAAAACUAUCAACAUUGUAAACCAAAUUGCCUUAUUUUUUCUUCCAAACUUCAUAUAUGUAUCAGGUAAUAUAGGCUUGAAAAUGGAUAUCCUGUGGUGCUAAAGUACUUUAGAAAGAGGCGAAGGAGACGUGUAUAAAUGUUUAUUUUUAAAAGAAAAAUGUACAAAAAGGGGAAUUUUAAAAUACGUAACAGCUGUUUAUAUACCUUGAUUCUUAUUGCUGAUUAAUAUGUAUUGCACAACCAUAUUAUUGAUUACGAUGCUGGGGCCUGGGAUUUUCUGAAACAGCAAAACGUAUUAUGAGCCUCGAGCUUCCCGGCCUGCCCGGACGCCAGCAAGUUCCCGGGACGUGGUGGAGGGCGAGCGUAGUGUAACGUAGCACGGGAGUUGCUGCUUGGGUUGCCAUGUAUGCCAUUUGUA
Molecule: messenger RNA, 2176 nt
Organism: Apaloderma vittatum (bar-tailed trogon)
Lineage: Eukaryota; Metazoa; Chordata; Aves; Trogoniformes; Trogonidae
Gene: HBP1
Product: HMG-box transcription factor 1
Exons: 10
Coding region: 20-1573 (517 amino acids)
Biological process (GO): regulation of transcription by RNA polymerase II
Cellular component (GO): nucleus
Molecular function (GO): RNA binding; DNA-binding transcription factor activity, RNA polymerase II-specific; RNA polymerase II cis-regulatory region sequence-specific DNA binding
Source: RefSeq, a predicted model, not a curated record